AUGGAGCACGAAGAAGGGAACAACAAUGGAGGCAACAAUGGUCCACCACCCCCUCCUCCCACUAAUGCUGAGCUUCUACGACAGCUGGAGGAAUUGCGCCGACAGGUUAAUCGUGAACCAGCUGUGCCGGUGCAGAAUCAAUAUGUAUACCACGGAGUGGCAAACCCAACUGUCUUCAACAAUAUUGAUGCCAACAACUUUGAGCUGAAACCAGGACUGAUCCAGAUCGCGGAAAACAAUGCUUUUAGGGUCAAAUCCUCAGAUGACCCUAACAAGCAUAUUACCAAGUUCAUUCAGAUCUGCAACACGACGAAAAUGAAUGGAGUGACAGAUGAUCAGAUCCGAUUGAGACUGUUUCCUUUUUCUUUGGAAGACGCGGCAAAGGAUUGGCUCGAGAGUUUGACACCGGGGUCCAUUAGAACAUGGGACCAGAUGGUCCACAAAUUCCUGGAAAAGUUCUAUCCCCCUAGUGAGGCUAUUAAGAGGCAACACGAGAUCAUUGCCUUCCAGAUGAUUCCUGUGGAGACUAUCGGAGAUGCAUGCGGGAGAUUCAAAGCCUUGCUGAAGAGGUGUCCCAAUCAUGGUUUGUCCCCAACAGUGCAAGUCAUUAUAUUCUUCAAGGAAUGUAUACCUGAAGCACAACGAGAGUUAAAUCUUAGCGCGGGAGGUAAUCUUCUCAAGAAAGGAGAGGAGGAGGCGAUGGAGGUGAUUGAAGAGCUUGCAUCCAGUGAUGAAGGAUGGAGCAACGAAAGGAGUAAGGUGCAUAGGGUGGCUUCUACCACGGAUCAUGAUACAAUGAGCACCUUAUCCGACAAGCUGGAUGCCUUAACCAUGAAAUUUGACUGCAUGGCGAUGAGGCAACCGUCUCAAGAGCCCCAAGGAAGUAUGGAGGAUGUGAAUUACGUGCAGCAGGGGGGCAACAUGUAUUACAAUAACUCACGCCCGAACUUUAAUGGUGGAGGAUACAACCAGUAUGGGAACAAGGGGCAUCCGAAUCUAUCUUAUGGGAAUCCCAAUAAUGCUCUGCAACCUCCUCCGGGUUCACAGUCACUGAUGGGAUGA
Salvia hispanica is the source of this 1062-nucleotide messenger RNA. Lineage: Eukaryota; Viridiplantae; Streptophyta; Magnoliopsida; Lamiales; Lamiaceae. The record is from RefSeq and is a predicted model, not a curated record.